This is a messenger RNA of Aspergillus terreus NIH2624, 1206 nucleotides long. RefSeq lists its product as uncharacterized. The record is from RefSeq and is a predicted model, not a curated record. Bases 1 to 1206 code for a protein of 401 amino acids. The transcript has 2 exons. NCBI's taxonomy places the organism in Eukaryota, Fungi, Ascomycota, Eurotiomycetes, Eurotiales, Aspergillaceae.
AUGGGUGACACUCCAUCCCCAGCUGCCCUUUCUCUCUUCCAUGAGGAUGCCGCACAAUGGAACAGAGAUAUGAUGCGCGCGUUCCAGGCAGAACUCAAAACGAACCCUGAGGCCGACUUGAUGUCAAUGUUCUCAGACGCAUAUCGCCAGGAACACCGAAAUGCCCAAUACCGGCAACUAUCAUACGCGGGCCGUGUCAAUUUACGAACGCUGCAUGAACUUGAAUCCAUGCUCAAGAACGAGCCCGAGAUGAACUUGCUGUCUCGGUUUCCAAAAAAUUACAACCGCCGAAUUACAAUGGCCACUGGACCGAAGGCUCCUGAAAAAGAGCCUUCUCCUGUGCCGGAGCCGGACUUCCGCAACCGUCUGGACCUUGCUGAGACGGCCACGGUCGUCUUCCCUUUAUCCGAGAAGGUGGCUGCUCUACUAGCGCAAUACACAGCAGGAUCAUUGAACAACGACACUAGUGACUCAGAGAAAGAAUUGGCCGGGUCUCUAAAACGACUCCUUUGGGACUCUCCAAAACUAUGGCAGAGCCGCAUCAGAGGCGUGGUGGUCAAAUGCAAUGAGGACAUUGUCGCAAAGGUCAUUUGGGGAAAUGAAGAUUACACCGAGCAUACAAGUAUGCAAUUCCUGGCUGAGCGAGCGCCUGAUGUUCCUGCUCCGAGAGCUCAUGGCUUCAUCAAAUUAGGUCCUUUUCGUGUUAUUUUUAUGUCCUACAUCCCAGGCACAACGUUGGCCGAACAACUGGACGACAUAUUCCGCCGAUUACGAUGUCUUCGACAAGACGAUGGAGAGACACUUGGAGGAGUGUGUGGCGAAGGGGCCAAAGAUUAUCCCGCGUACCAUUCCGCUCUAUUCAGAGAUGUCACCACCGCGACAGAGUUCAGCGACUUGCAGUUCUCGGCCCAGCACCAUGGCAGCAAUACAUACGUCGCGUUGCUACGCUCCCUUCUGGCGCAAGAUUAUGGUUCGGUUUUCUCACAUGGCGAUCUUCGGACGGCCAAUAUUAUUGUCAAAAGAGACCCAAGUGAUAACGGCCACUACAUUGUGGCUGGCAUCAUUGACUGGGAGGACAGCGGAUUCUAUCCAGCGUACUAUGAGUAUACUACUAUGACAAGUCGCUUGAGUCUGGUGGACGAUGAUGACUGGUUUCUGUACUUGCCCCCAAGCAUUCACCUGCAAGUUUUCCUGUUCGUUUUCUAG